This is a messenger RNA of Thalassophryne amazonica, 5385 nucleotides long. It is a transcript of the gene tnrc6c2, whose product is annotated as trinucleotide repeat containing adaptor 6C2. Gene Ontology annotation, biological process: positive regulation of nuclear-transcribed mRNA poly(A) tail shortening; miRNA-mediated post-transcriptional gene silencing. NCBI's taxonomy places the organism in Eukaryota, Metazoa, Chordata, Actinopteri, Batrachoidiformes, Batrachoididae. The coding region runs from base 149 to 4801 and encodes 1550 amino acids. Gene Ontology annotation, cellular component: P-body; nucleoplasm. The transcript is spliced from 17 exons. Gene Ontology annotation, molecular function: protein binding; RNA binding. The record is from RefSeq and is a predicted model, not a curated record.
UGACAGAACUGAUACUGAAGCUUGGCCCUCCAUCAGCCGUGCCAGUGACUCCUGCUAUACUGUGGAAUCAGAAUGCCCCUUGGGCUCAGCUAGCUCCAACACGGACACAAGUGUUGUAACGACAGCCAGUAGUAGUAGUUUUAAGAAUAUGGCCACAGGUGCUGCAGGCCAGCAAGCCCAGUACCCCUCUUUGAAAGUUAACAAAAACAUGACAGGAUCUGGGGCAUCCAACACAAUAACUGGCAAUCGAGGCUGGGGAUCAGAUGUGAAGCAAGAUGGUAUGGCUGGUGGCAGAGUGGGCUCGACCAAUAACUGGGGUUCUCCCAAUUUUAACUUAAAUCUCAAUCCCAAUGCCAACCCAUUAGCCUGGCCUGUUUUGGGACAUGAGAGUACUGCUAUACCAACAGGCAUUAAUGGCAAUGGAAACAUAGGAAAUGGAGGCUUAGGAGGAGCAGAUACAGAUGGCAAGAGUUGGGUUGGCAUGAUGAGUCCAAAUGAAAAUGAACAUCAGCACGCUUCAUCGAACACAAACUUGUCUUUCAAAAUGGAACCUGCUAACGUUAACACUGAUGGACCAAACCACACUAAGCAACAACAAGCUCAGGAGCCAAUGAGCCCAAUUCAUGGGAUGCCAGGUUGGGGUGGACAGUCACCCACAGAAUCAUCCCAGCUCAAUGGGGACAUGACAGGCAGUUCUGUGUGGGCGAGUGCAGAUGCCAAAACAGCCGACUCGCCAACAGGUUCAGGCUGGGACUCUACUCCUUCUGGAAGCCUUUCUACCUGGGGCCGCAAAGGCAGUGGCGGUGGGAGUAGUGGAAGUGGUGGCUGGGGUGAAUGGGCAAAGUCAUCUGCAGGUGGAGAUGGCUGUAAAGGGUGGGAUUCAGUCAAUGCUGGCAUUUCUGGUCCCGGCCAAGAGCAGCAGUCUAGCUCAUGGGGGCAACAGUUAGGAGCAGCCCCAGCAAGCGAAGGCAGUGGGGACAGCAAUGAUGGUCGAGCCUGUUGCCGAGAUAGAUCUUCUAGCAUGGAAUUUGCCCCUCUGUUGCCCCGACAGGACCUGGACCCUAGGGUGCUAAGUAAUUCGGGAUGGGGACAAACCCCAAUACGGCAGCACACUGUAUGGGAGAUGGAAGAAGCCAGCUCUGAUGAUGCAAAGAGCAGCAGCAGCUCAGACACCUUGGGAGGGUCCAGUUCCAACAGUGGGUCCUUAUCUACAAAUGGUGGUGGCAUCAUCCCAAACACUGGUCCCAACCAAAGGCCUGGUUCUGGAGGGAAAGGUGAAAGGGAAGCAUCACAGUCCUCCAAUUGGGGAGUUCCCCCUCAUCAGUCAGUACAGAGUGGAUCGGGAUGGGGUGAAACCCCACAGUCACUCAUGAAGGCUCCGAAUGGAUCUGGCAGUGGCUGGGUAGAGCCUUUGUCUACAAAUGGUACUAAAAGUGGGGGACCGCUUUCCUGGGGAUCUGAUGAGAAGUCAUCCAACUGGGAUGAUAGCCAGACAAAAGGCCAGCCUGGUAAUUGGAGAGAAACUCCCAAAAACACCCAAAGCUGGGGCAGCAGUAAUGGGGGAGCUAACAGCUCCAGCACAGGGGAAUGGGGAGAGUCAGAUGUCAAAAUUGAGUCAUCCAGCAGCAUAUGGGAAGGAGAAGGAGGUAAUGUAGGAGGAAGUAGUGGAUGGAAGGAAAGCCCCAGAGGUGGAAAUAGAGGAGGAGGUUGGGGGAAAUCAGUCACUGCUGUUAAUAGUAGCAACUGGGGGGAGACUUCACAUGCCAGUGGCCCAUCACCUGGAAGCUGGGGUUCUACCAAGACCCAGGAAAGUAGCAGCAGCAGCAGUACCGGCAGUGGAGGAGGUGGCAGCAUUGGGUCUUGGGGUGGUCCUAGUUCUGUGAAGCAGAACACCUCUAGCUGGGGCAGUGUCAGUAAUCAAGACCACAAUAUGGAGCCCACUGGCUGGGAAGAGCCCUCUCCAUCUUCCAUUCGCAGGAAGAUGGAAAUUGAUGAUGGAACAUCUACCUGGGGUGAUCCGAGCACUUAUAACAAUACUGUAAACAUGUGGGAUCGCAACAAUCCCAACAGUAACCCAGGCAUCAGUGCCCCACUACCCACUAAGAAUGGUGGAAUGAUUAUUAUAAACAACAACAACCACUCUGUUGGCAUGCAUGCCCAUCCCCAUCAUGGUCAGGUCCCAGGGCACCUGCAGCACCAUGGAAACAAUGGAUCACCCAAUAACAGCACCUCACAUCCAGGUGGAGGCCCCCAGGGUAGACCUUCUGUCGCUAACCCAGGUUGGGGAGAGCUUCCUAGCAUUCAGCCCAAGUCUGAGCCUGCUUGGGGUGAGCCAGCAGCUCCAUCAACUGUUGACAAUGGUACCUCUGCCUGGGGCAAGCCCCCUGGGGGUGUAGGAAGCUGGGGAGAUGUGGGCCAUGAGCCAUCUGGACCCUAUGGCAGGGCCAGUGGGCCCACAGGAUCUACACCGUGCAAGCCAGGCCUCAAACCUAUGCAAGAUGGCUGGGGAAGUGGAGGGGAGGACAUGGGCAUGUCUACCGGCCAAUGGGACGCUGAGAAUGGGGACAUGUGGAACAGCCCCACCUCCCAGGAAAGCACCUCAUCCUGCAAUUCUUGGGGGAAUGGAAUCAAGAAGGGCCCAAGUAAGGGCAAGAUGGGUAACAAACCUGAUGAGGCCUGGAUCAUGAAUCGUCUAAUCAAGCAGCUCACUGACAUGGGCUUUCCGAGAGACCCUGCUGAGGAGGCUUUGAAGAGCAACAAUAUGAACCUUGACCAGGCCAUGAGUGCCCUGCUGGAGAAGAAAACAGACCUGGACAAGCGGGGAAUAAGCAUGUCUGAUUACACAAAUGGGAUGAAUAAGCCCUUGGUGUGUCGGCCCUCUGUACUCUCCAAAGACGCCUCCGACUGCAACACCUUUCUUGACAAGGAUGGUGUUCUGUCAGAUGAAACCUCCUCAUCACCAUUUCUGCCUUCCUCUGGAUUGAAGCUCCCCCUGGCCAACAGUAGCCUUCCUGGGCAGGGUCUGGGGCAGGGCAACCCGGGGCUGGCCAUGCAAAACUUGAACAGACAGAUCCCCAGUGGAAUGUUCGGCAGUAGUGGAGCAGCACAAACCCGGGCCAUGCAGCAGCAGCCUCCUCAGCCACCAGUGCCACCUCUCAGCUCCUCCCAGCCUAAUCUACGUGCUCAAGUGCCUCAGUUUCUCUCCCCUCAGGUCCAAGCACAGCUCUUGCAGUUUGCAGCAAAAAACAUUGGUCUGAAUCCCGCACUUUUAACCUCGCCAAUAAACCCUCAACAAAUGACCCUGUUGUACCAACUUCAGCAACUGCAAAUGGCGUACCAGCGUUUACAAAUCCAGCAGCAAAUGAUGCAGGCGCAACGUAAUGUUUCCGGCCCCAUUAGACAACAAGAGCAGCAAGUUGCACGUACAAUCACAAACAUGCAGCAGCAGAUCCAGCAGCACCAGCGGCAGCUCUACCAGGCGCUGUUGAUGAAGCAGCAGCAAGUUCCCUCUCAUUCCUCCUCUUCUUCAUCCUCUUCUGCUGGUCUGCAUGCUCCCAGUGGCCCUGCCGGAGGCCCCAGCUCCAGCAAAUCAACCCUGGACCCCUUCACAGGUCCCCAUCAGGCUCCGGGCCUCGCAGAUACACUGCACACCAAAGACCCGCCGUCUUCGCCCAAUUCGUACAGCACCUAUCCUCUUUCUGGACUGAAUCCAAACAUGAAUGUAAACUGCAUGGAAGUUGGUGGUCUGUCCCUAAAGGAGCCCCCUCAGCCUCAGUCUCGCUUGUCCCAGUGGACACACUCCAAUUCCAUGGGCAACCUCCCUGGCAACUCGUCCAACAUGGACAACAACCUCAAUAAGCACAAGUUCUGCCCGGGUGUGCCGUGGAAGGGCCUCCAGAACAUUGACCCUGAGAAUGACCCCAACAUGACCCCUGGCAGCGUCCCCAGUGGCCCCACUAUUAACACAAACAUCCAUGAUGUCAACAGAUACCUUCUGCGGGACAGAAAUGGAGGUAAACUCUCUGACAUAAAGUCCACCUGGUCCCCAGGACCCAUCUCUCAGAGUCAAGUUUCUUUGUCCCAUGAGCUAUGGAAGGUCCCCCAGGGGCCACGCAGCACCAUGGCACCUUCCCGGCCCCCCCCAGGUCUCACCAAUACCAAGCCUUCCUCUACCUGGGGUGGCAACUCGCUUGGUCUGGCCCACGGCUGGAGCGGCUCCUAUUCUUCAGAGGGUACCACCUGGAGUACAGACAGCUCCAACAGAACCACCAGCUGGCUGGUGCUGAGGAAUCUCACUCCACAAAUUGAUGGUUCGACUCUGCGGACCUUGUGCAUGCAGCACGGCCCCCUGAUCACAUUCCAUCUAAACCUGACCCAGGGUAACGCCGUGGUACGCUACAGCUCCAAGGAUGAGGCCGCCAAGGCUCAGAAGUCUCUGCACAUGUGUGUGCUUGGGAACACCACCAUCCUGGCGGAGUUUGCUGGCGAGGAGGAGGUGAAUCGCUUCUUUGCACAAGGCCAGUCGCUAGGGGUGACUACCACUAGCUGGCAGGCUAAUCCAGGAACCAAUCAAAACCGUAUUAGCGUAACCGCACAGACACACUCAGUUGGCCAGUGGAGCAGCGGUGGUGGCGGCAGUGGAGGAGGAAAAGCCAGCGGAGGGGACCUGCUGUGGAGCGGCGUGCCCCAGUAUUCCAGUCUGUGGGGACCCCCGAGCAGAGAGGACACCCGUGUAAUCGGCAGCCCAACCCCCAUUAACACCCUGCUUCCUGGAGACCUGCUGAGCGGAGAGUCCAUGUAGGAGGACUCCUCACUACACCAACCACCAACCUACUACCACCACAUCGCGGAGGAUUGGCUGCGAAAAAAAUAAACAGGAUCAAAACACGAGCAAAUCAUGUGGCGAUAAUCAGUAUCACUUUAAAUUGCUUUUAACUGUGAAUGGUGGAUCAGAAACCUGGAACCCCGACCACACAGACUGCAGGUUCCAGUUCUUCCGUUUCGCUCUUGAACUUCUAUUUUGUUUUGUUUUCUUUGGAAUUAUUGAAACGGACCCUACAAAACAAAAGUGAUAUGAGACACAACACAACGAAAGCUUUUCAAGUGUUCUUAGUUUUAUGUUCUUUAAGUAUCCAUGACGUUCUGCGCGAAGUGUUUCAAGGAGAAGCAAUCAAAGCUGCCACCUGACACCCCCCCCCCCCCCCCCCCCCAAAAAAAGAGGAAAAAAAAAAAAUCCCAACAUAAGAGUGAACAUUCCCAGCACGUCCAGUGGCCAAUGAUGUUGUUCAGUGACCUUUACUAGCUAUGUUAACAUUUGUUUUUCAGCACUAAAAUUAGCCUUAAGUGCUCACUGGCCCAGGUCCUUUCCAAGCCGCCUUUUAAAAA